CAUAAGCUCCAGCCUUCCUGUGGCCACAGCAGGACCAGAGUGGAACAGCGCACCCCAGGAAAGAGGACUGGGGUCCCAGGAGUAGGAGGAGCCUGAGCACCAUGAGCUCCGGAGCCCCUGCACACCUCGGCCUCUGCCUCUGGCUGUGGCUGGGCGCCACCCUGGGAAAAGAGCAAGGACGAGCAAGUGGCCUCCUGAGGCUGUCUGUGCUGCCUGAGGACCGGCUGCAGAUGAAGUGGAGAGAGUCGGAGGGGAGCGGCCUCGGCUACCUGGUGCAGGUGAAGCCCAUGGCAGGGGACUCGGAACAGGAGGUGAUACUGACCACCAAGACCCCUAAGGCCACAGUGGGGGGCCUGAGCCCCUCCAAGGGCUACACCUUGCAGAUCUUCGAGCUCACUGGCUCUGGGCGCUUCCUGCUGGCUCGGAGGGAGUUUGUGAUUGAGGAUCUGAAGAGUAGCUCCCUGGACAGAAGCAGCCAGAGGACCCUCGGCUCUGGAGCCCCGGAGCCCACCCCCUCCCAUGUGGGGAGCCCAGACCCUGAGCAGGCUUCUGAGCCCCGAGUUGCCUUCACGCCAAGCCAGGAUCCGCCCACUCCUGCCGGCCCCCAGUUCCGCUGCCUGCCCCCCGUGCCUGCUGACAUGGUCUUCCUGGUGGACGGGUCCUGGAGCAUCGGCUACAGUCACUUCCAGCAAGUCAAGGACUUCCUGGCCAGCGUCAUCGCACCCUUUGAAAUCGGGCCAGAUAAGGUCCAAGUAGGCCUGACUCAGUACAGCGGGGAUGCCCAGACUGAGUGGGACCUGAAUUCCCUCGGCACCAAGGAGCAGGUGCUAGCAGCUGUGCGCCGCCUCCGCUACAAGGGGGGGAACACGUUCACAGGCCUUGCCCUGACCCACGUGCUGGGGCAGAACCUGCAGCCAGCGGCUGGCCUCCGUCCAGAGGCGGCCAAGGUGGUGAUUCUGGUGACGGACGGCAAGUCCCAGGACGACGUGCACACUGCUGCCCGUGUCCUCAAGGACUUGGGCGUGAACGUCUUCGCUGUGGGUGUGAAGAACGCCGAUGAGGCUGAGCUGAAGCUCCUGGCGUCCCCGCCACAGGACAUCACCGUCCACAGCGUACUGGACUUCCUGCAGCUUGGCGCGCUGGCUGGCCUGCUCAGCCGCCUCAUCUGCCAGAGGCUCCAGGGUGGGAGCCCGCGGCAGGGCCCAGCAGCGGCUCCAGCCCUGGACACCCUCCCCUCCCCCACCAGCCUGGUCCUGAGCCAGGUGACCUCCUCCAGCAUCCGCCUGUCCUGGACUCCAGCCCCCCGGCUCCCCCUCAAGUAUCUGAUCGUUUGGCGAGCCUCCAGAGGUGGCACCCCCAGGGAGGUGGUGGUGGAGGGGCCCGCCGCCUCCACAGAGCUGCACAACCUGGCCUCCCGCACAGAGUACCUGGUCUCUGUGUUCCCCAUCUAUGAGAGCGGGGUUGGCGAAGGCCUGCGGGGCCUGGUGACCACAGCACCUCUGCCUCCUCCCCGGGCGCUGACCCUGGCCGCAGUGACGCCCAGAACCGUCCACCUCACCUGGCAGCCCUCGGCCGGGGCCACCCACUACCUGGUGCGAUGUUCGCCUGCUUCCCCCAAGGGUGAGGAGGAGGAGCGAGAGGUGCAGGUCGGGCGGCCCGAGGUGCUGCUGGAUGGCCUGGAACCGGGCAGGGACUAUGAGGUCUCGGUGCAGAGCCUGCGAGGCCCUGAGGGCAGCGAGGCCCGGGGCAUCCGUGCCAGGACCCCCGCCCUGGCAACCCCGAGACACCUGGGCUUCUCAGACGUGAGCCACGACGCGGCACGAGUGUUCUGGGAGGGCGCCCCGAGGCCUGUGCGCCUGGUCAGGGUCACCUAUGUCUCCAGUGAGGGCGGACACUCAGGGCAGACAGAGGCUCCUGGGAACGCCACCUCGGCCACGCUGGGGCCUCUCUCUUCAUCCACCACCUACACUGUCCGCGUCACCUGCCUCUACCCUGGGGGUGGCUCCUCCACGCUGACCGGCCGGGUGACCACCAAGAAAGCUCCCAGCCCAAGCCAGCUGUCCGUGGCGGAGCUGCCCGGGGAUGCGGUCCAGCUGGCGUGGGUGGCCGCAGCCCCGUCUGGCGUGCUUGUCUACCAGAUCACGUGGACGCCCCUGGGAGAGGGGAAGUCUCACGAGAUCUCUGUCCCAGGGAACCUCGGCACGGCCGUCCUGCCUGGCCUAAGGAGGCACACGGAGUACGACGUCACCAUCCUGGCCUACUACAGGGACGGGGCCCGCAGUGACCCUGUGUCCCUCCGCUAUACCCCCUCCACGGUGAGCAGGAGCUCCCCCUCCAACCUGGCCCUGGCCUCGGAGACCCCCGACAGCCUGCAGGUCAGCUGGACACCCCCGCUUGGCCGCGUGCUCCAUUACUGGCUCACCUAUGCACCCGCCUCUGGCUUGGGACCCGAGAAAUCCGUCUCUGUGCCAGGACCCAGGAGCCACGUGACACUCCCCAACCUGCAGGCAGCCACCAAAUACAGGGUCCUGGUCUCAGCUGUCUAUGCAGCAGGCAGGAGUGAGGCUGUGUCUGCCAUGGGCCAGACAGCCUGCCCAGCCCUCCGCCCCGACGGCUCCCUCCCAGGGUUUGACCUGAUGGUGGCCUUCGGCCUGGUGGAAAAGGCUUAUGCUUCCAUCCGGGGCGUGGCCAUGGAGCCCUCUGCCUUUGGUGGGACCCCGACCUUCACGCUCUUCAAGGACGCCCAGCUGACAAGACGGGUCAGUGACGUCCACCCAGCCCCCCUCCCUCCAGAGCACACCAUCGUCUUCCUUGUGCGCCUGCUUCCCGAGACACCCCGUGAGGCCUUCGCGCUGUGGCAGAUGACGGCCGAGGACUUCCAGCCCCUCCUCGGGGUUCUGCUGGACGCCGGGAGGAAGUCCCUGACCUAUUUCCACCGCGACCCCAGGGCUGCCUUGCAGGAGGCCACCUUCGACCUGCACGAAGUGAGGAAGAUUUUCUUCGGGAGUUUCCACAAGGUGCACGUGGCUGUGGGCCGCUCUAAGGUCAGGCUCUACGUGGACUGCCAGAAGGUGGCUGAGCGGCCCCUCGGGGAGGUGGGCAGCCCACCCGCUGCCGGCUUCAUCACGCUGGGGAGGCUGGCCAAGGCCAGGGGCCCCCGGAGCAGCUCGGCCGCGUUUCAGCUCCAGACGCUGCAGAUCGUGUGCAGUGACACCUGGGCCAAUGAGGACCGGUGCUGUGAGCUCCCUGCCUCGAGGGAUGGAGAGACCUGCCCGGCCUUCAUGUCUGCCUGUUCCUCAGAGACCCCUGGGCCCCCAGGACCCCAAGGACCCCCAGGCCUCCCUGGGAAGAAUGGCACCCCAGGAGAUCCUGGCUUCCCAGGGCCCAGGGGUCCACCAGGGGUCAAAGGAGACAAAGGAGACCAUGGGCUCCCAGGCUUGCAGGGCCACCCCGGCCACCAGGGCAUCCCCGGGAGAGUUGGCCUCCAGGGACCAAAGGGAAUGAGAGGCCUGGAGGGAACUGCUGGCCUGCCCGGACCCCCUGGCCCCAGGGGGUUCCAGGGCAUGGCAGGGGCCAGGGGCACUAGUGGAGAGCGAGGACCUCCAGGGGCCGUGGGGCCCACAGGGCUGCCGGGGCCCAAAGGGGAACGAGGAGAGAAGGGCGAGCCGCAGUCCCUUGCCACCCUCUACCAACUUGUGAGCCAGGCUUCACACGUGUCAAAGUUCGACUCCUUCCACGAGAACACCAGGCUUCCCAUGCCCAUCUUGGAGCAGAAGCUGGAGUCGGGCACUGAGCCCCUGGGGUCCCCUGGCACCCACAGCAAGGCCCUGCUUCCUGGAGAAUGGGGGCGUGGUGGCCGCCACCUUGAGGGCAGAGGGGAGCCUGGAGCUGUUGGUCAGACGGGCAGCCCUGGGCAGCAGGGGGGCUAGCACCCAAGGCCUCUGGGAGUGACAGGACAUUUUCUGCACUGCCCUGAGGAACCCUGCGCCUUCCUCCCUGGGUUUGUCUGGACACUGAGAGUGACCACAUCCUGGAGAAGCCGGAGAAAAGCUCAGGAAGAGCCUGCAGCUGGAAGGAGAGGGAAGGAGCGGCCUCGGCCAAGGCCCACCCCAUGCCCUUGGCUCUGUAGCAUUUCCAAGUUCAGAUAAACCACCGAGUGCUCACCCACCCAAGUGAGGCGGGAGUCAUUUCCCAGGAGGGUGUCCCCCACCCUGGCUCCGUGCACCCCACCUUGAGGCCCUGCAGCUCCAGCCGCAGUGGGGAAGGGGAGGGGCUGGGCUGAUGGCGAAUCGGGUUCAGGAGGGCAGCAGUGCCCUGUGGCCGUCUCAGUAGCUCUCACACAGGCUCAACAACAUGCCCCACCCCUUUCUCUGGGCCUCAUCAAAGCCUGGCCGGGGCCCUGCGGGCCCUCCUCCCUCUGCGCCUCACGCAGGCAACAGACGGCUCCACUGCUGGCCCACCAGUCACCUGCGCGAUGGCUCCUCCCUCAGAACAGCACUCCCACCCUGGCCCCAGCACCUUCGCAUCUGGGCACAGGCAGGGCCUUGCCUGCCUCAUUGUCCCCUCUGUCCCCAGCCCAAGAAGGAGUUCAGAUCCUGUGUGCGAAUGGCCACCCCUCACCCACCCAGCCGUGUGCUGAGUUCCUUGUGCAGGGACAUUGCUUUGAGACUUGGCACCAUCAGCCCCUGGUCCUUAGGGUCUCAGAGCAAGGUCAUCCCUCAGCAGGCUUCUGACCUGCGUGCUCCUCAGCACCUCUGCCCAGGUCUCUCCCAACCAUCACAGAUGCUGUGUGAGCCUGGACUUCCUGCCUUAUCCCCACUGUGUCCCAAACAGCAUGGGGGCAAGCUCAGAACACACACCUGGGCUUCUGGGCCUUGUGGCCCGUGGGGGUGAUGUGGGAACUUCUACUUCCUUUCCAAACAAAUAUUCAGUAAUUAGUCCACUGUUACCACUUAGGCAGCUAAGCAAGAAAGGUGCCAGAAAUGAAGAGGGAACCCAUAUCAUUGAGGAGAGAAUGAAAAGUAUUAAAAAGGAACAAAGAGAGACCCUUGAUACUGACAGAAGGAAAACCCACCAAGAUCACUAGUACAGCAUUGCGUGCACCAAAGCAUACCCCAAAGAGGUGAGCGCAAAACAGCUUCGGGGCAAACACUUCAUCUACAAUUCAACUAUUCCAGGAACUGACCAGACCUGGAGACCAAAUAGAGUCAUAGGCAGGGUCAGCAGGAUGGGAGAGAGUGCCUGCACCCACAGGAGCCACAGCCCUGACCAAGGCCAGGAAGCAGCCCCAAAUGCCAGCUCCCACUGCAGCAUGAGAACAAGAAACAGACCACUGAAAAUUCCCAAAGUUUGUGGACAAGUCAGAGGUCAAAGAAGUCAGGUGGCAUCAAGACAGAUUUUGCUCUGAGGGAUAAGGAGAGCAUGUGGCCAAAGUAGGUGCAGGUAAAGCAGCAUCUGGGGCAGAGUUAUAGCCUUCAGUGCAGGUAUCAGACACAGUUGUUGAGAGCAGCAGCCCAAGCCAGCCCCUCUGUCCUGCAGGGAGGACACCUAGGUCACUUGGCUUCUGUUGGGGAGCUAAGUUGCUUCAGAUUGUGUGACCAGCAACACAGCUUGGUUGCUCUCACUUGGUUUCUCCGGGGCUGGGAAUUAAAUGUCCUCAGCUGAACAGAGAAGGCUCUUUGAGCAGUGGAGUGAGCAGGCUUUGUCAUGAGGCAGGAGUGGGGCUAGAAUCAAGCCCAGAGCCCACAGGGCAUCCAGAGCUUUCCAAAGGAGCCCCUCUCCUGGGGCUCUCCAAUUUGAUGAAGGGACUGGGCACUGGGUGGCUCACGGAGACCACUCUGGCAGCCAGGAGGAGGCAGCCUGGUGGGGAGGAACCAGGGUUGCUGUAAUCCCCGCCACCCCCUCAGCUGCCCUACCCCCGCCACCCUGCUGACGCCAAUGACAAUGUUCAGCCUCAAAAGGGGAGUCCGGGUGUCUUCAGGAAACUGACUUUAUGCUGGAGGCCAAUGAAAAUGGCACAGCAAAGGCAGCAGCCAGCUGGUGCCCAGGCAGCUUAGGGACUGGUCCCUGAGGCCCCACCCGCCCCAGCCUGUGCAGUGGAGCUGUAAGAAUCAAAGGUGAGGACGGCAAGGGAGCUGAGAGCAGCCUCCGGAUGCACCACACCGGCCUGGCUCCUGUUUGCAGGAAGGCAGCCUCCCCGAGAGCCAGCCGACCUGCGCAUCUCCCAUCAGCCACGACUCUGCCGCAUCCCUCCAGGUUCUUUUAGGAGCCCCCAGGGACUGAGCUGGGGCUCACGCUCCUGACCAGAGUGCUGGGUUUCUGGCAAUGCCUCCCCUGCUCCCUUUACAGCCACAGCUCUCCCCUCGAGAGGCCCCUCUGUAGUGGGCCUCGGUCCCCUCUCCACCCCCCAGAGGCAGCACAGCUUCAGCCCUAUGCAGUGUGGGGGCUCCAGGAGGAAAUGCAGGGAGGUGCUUGGUCUUGGCCCAGAGCUCAUGGCCUUAGGUGCUGCCCCCAAGUCACCCCCGUGCCCAUGCAGCCCGGGAUGUUCAGCUCGGGCCAGCCACGAAGGUGGUGUGAUGCAAGGCUGAUCUGAUGCUCAGCUCAGGCCACUGGGGUCAUGGCGGUUGUGGGAGGUCGUGGAAUCACGGGGCUCAUGCUGGGGUCACAGGGUGGUGUGGUUGUGCGGACUGUAAGGGGCCGUGCAGCCAUGUGUAUCUGACUUGCCCUCCCUAGGUCUGCAGGCAGUGCCAAGUGGCUCUGCCCGAGGCCCCAAGGGCAACCCUGGAAGCUCCAGGCCUUCACAGCCCCUCUGAGAGGCACCUGCAAGGUGGGGAGCUGGGAAGAACGGCUCAGUGAUGAGCUUGGAGGGAGGGGUGGGCACAGCCCCCAGGAAGGCAGGUGCGUGCAGGCCUGGGAGGAAUGUGUAGCAGGAGGCAGGGGGUGCUGUGCCCGCAGGACCACCAGGUGAGGUGUGUCCACCCCCAGAGGAUGGCUCUGGCCCAGACAGUGUCAGAAACGGGAGCUGAGGAAACCCAACCCCAGCUGUAGAGGAGCCUGCCCCGAUGCCAUCAGCACCUGGCAUCCAGCCAGGUGGUAUGGCUGCCAGCCCCUUCAUCUACCAAGGACCAGGGCAGUGGGGAUGGGAGAGCUGGGACAUGUGGACCCACACCAGGGCAGACGGUGGGGGAAGCCAGUAGCUGUAGAUUCAGCGCAUUUCUUGGGGAAGGGCGUGGAACAUUUGAGCUCGAGCCAGAGCGCAGAGACGAUUUCAUAAUACAGCCCACCAUCGUGAUCUGAUGGUAAGUACGGAACUCCAUGCCCAAUGGAGAAACACUCCCCUCUCACAUGUGUGGAAUAUCCACACACUAACCAUGAACUCGGCCACAAAGAAACCUUACAUUCCAAACGAUCAUGCUGUUCAGAACUCACUCACUGACUGAUGAUACUGGAAAAACAACCAACGACAACAAGCUAAACAAUGUCUCUAGAAGCUAAAAGACACACCCAUGACUCCAGAAUAAUUCAUGGGUUAAAGAGAAGGGAAACGUGAAGAUACUUGUAACCAAAUAAUGAUGGAUGCACCACCAUGUCAGAAUCUCUGUGCUGCAGCUAAAGUGGUACCUAAAGGGCAAUUUAUAGCCAUAAAUACAGUGCUUUGUUUUGUUUUGUUACUUUUUGAGACAAGGUCUUGCUCUGUCACCCAGGCUGGAGUACAGUUGGCAUGAUCUCAGCUCACUGCAACCUCUGUGCCACCCUGGGCUCAAGUGAUCCUCCCACUCAGGUCUUCUGAGUAGCAGAAACCACAGGCAUGUGCCACCAUGCCUGGCUAAUGUUUUUGUAUUUUUUUAAAUAGAGUGUUGCCAUGUUACCCAGGCUGGUCUUGAACUUCUGAGCUCAAACGAUCCACCCUCCUUGGCUUCCCAAAGUGCUGGGAUUACAGGUGUGAGUCACUGCGCCCGGCCCUUAAACACAGUUUUUAGGGAAGAUUCCAACUCAAACAAUUUUAAAUAGUAGAAAAUAAUCCCUGAAGCAGCAUGCAUUCAUUA
This is a messenger RNA of Pongo pygmaeus (Bornean orangutan), 8045 nucleotides long. It is a transcript of the gene COL20A1, whose product is annotated as collagen type XX alpha 1 chain. Gene Ontology annotation, molecular function: protein binding. The transcript has 36 exons. The record is from RefSeq and is a predicted model, not a curated record. The coding region runs from base 102 to 3929 and encodes 1275 amino acids. Lineage: Eukaryota; Metazoa; Chordata; Mammalia; Primates; Hominidae.